AUUACACCACCUCCCUCACUGUCGGACCCACUUAAGGAACUAUUUAAACAACAGGAGGUUGUAAGGAUGAAACUACGUUUACAGCACAGUAUUGAAAGGGAGAAGCUCAUUGUUUCUAACGAACAAGAAGUUCUACGUGUUCAUUAUCGAGCAGCAAGAACUCUAGCUAAUCAAACACUACCGUUCAGUGCCUGCACUGUUCUGCUGGAUGCCGAGGUUUAUAAUGUGCCUCUGGAUGCUCAGGCUGAUGACAGCAAAACAUCAGUGAGGGAUCGGUUUAAUGCACGACAGUUUAUGUCGUGGUUACAGGACGUUGAUGACAAGUUUGACAAAUUAAAGACGUGCCUUUUGAUGAGGCAGCAGCAUGAAGCAGCAGCUUUAAAUGCGGUACAGAGACUGGAGUGGCAGCUUAAACUACAAGAACUUGAUCCUGCUACGUACAAAUCUAUCAGCAUUUAUGAAAUUCAGGAGUUUUACGUCCCUCUUGUUGAUGUUAAUGAUGACUUUGAAUUGACGCCAAUAUGACAAAUAGCAUCUUCUGGCGCACCCUUUCCCUUGGACAACUAAAAUUGAGGUGCAGUGAUACACAAAGGUAUUUUUCUUUUAAGACAGAGCACUUAAUUCCGUGGAAUACUACCUUUCUCAAUAAUUCAGGUGUUCCUUCAGAGAAGUGUGGCACGAGCUCUUGUUCAAACACAGAAGAUGAUGCUAAUUUUAAAGUCAGUUUCCCAGUAAACGCCAUUAUCUGUAUUUUAAAGCUGCCUAUAGCUUUAGAGCUUAUUGCUGAAAAAGAUGACAAAACAUGGUGAGUUAACAGCGCUGGAAGCUGUUAAUAACUAAAACAGCCACCAGAAAACAAAUGAUACUUAAAAUCUGCUAUAAAGCUUUGUAUUAUGAAAC
This is a messenger RNA of Pelecanus crispus (Dalmatian pelican), 900 nucleotides long. NCBI's taxonomy places the organism in Eukaryota, Metazoa, Chordata, Aves, Pelecaniformes, Pelecanidae. The record is from RefSeq and is a predicted model, not a curated record.